AAUUUAUAACAACUUGGGAAAGGAGGAGGCCAUUCAAUAGCCUGUUUUAGCUACUGUUAGCUAGCCGGCGGCUAACGAGCGGGCUAAAACACCAGUUUUGGCUGAAUGUCGCCUGUCCUGAAAUAGUAAUGGCAAAAGAAAAGUGUUCACAAAUCGAAGCGGAGCUGUAUUUCCUCAUUGCCAGAUUUCUACAGUCUGGACCAUGUAAAAAGGCAGCACAGAUUCUGAUCGAGGAGCUGGAGGAGUAUGAGUUGGUUCCGCAACGAUGGAGUUGGGACGGAAAGAUAUUCAAACGGAGUUUCCAAGACUGGGUGGUUUUGAAUCAGCACAUUCCUGCAGACUAUCUGCUCCAAGUCUGUCGGCGGAUCAGUCCACUUAUAGAGAAGGAGAUCCCACCCAGUGUUCCUGGAGUCCAAACACUCCUGGGGCUGGGAAGGCAGUCUUUGCUUCGCACCGCCAAAAGUUGUACCAGCAAAGUAUGCUGUGGCUCUGCUGUUGCUGCCCUGCACAGAGGACGGCCCCCGGAACCUCCUGCUGUUAUUGGGAAUGUUCCUAACGUUGUGUCCAUCAUGGGCGCUCGCCAGGCCACGGGUUCGGCCCGUUUCAGCCAGGUCCUGCCGUCUUCAUCCUACCAGCACAUGAAGAUACACAAGCGUAUCCUGGGCCACCUCUCUUCAGUCUACUGCGUGGUGUUUGACCGCACAGGCCGGCGGAUAUUUACGGGUUCAGACGACUGCCUGGUGAAGAUCUGGGCCACAGACGACGGCCGGCUCCUUUCUACGCUCCGCGGCCACUCAGCCGAGAUCUGUGACAUGGCUGUGAACUUUGAAAACAGCCUUAUCGCCUCUGCAAGCUGUGACAAAAUCAUCAGAGUGUGGUGUCUGCGUACCUGUGCCCCCAUAGCCGUGCUGCAGGCCCACGCGGCUUCUAUCACAUCCAUACAGUUUUGUCCUGCAGCCAGAGGGACGAAGCGAUACCUUGCAUCAACAGGCGCAGAUGGGAUGGUGUGUUUCUGGAAGUGGCAUUCCCACAGUAUGAAGUUUGACGAUCAGCCAGUGAAGUUUGUUGAGCGAUCGCGACCAGGUGUCCAGGUCUCCACUUCUUCUUUCAGUAGCGGAGGUAUGUUCAUGGCCACUGGCGGCACAGAUCACAUGAUCAGGGUCUACUACCUCGGAGCAGAGACUCCUAUGAAGGUGUCGGAGCUGGAUGCUCACACGGAUAAAGUUGUGGUCGUCCAGUUUAGCAAUAACAGUGACAGCCUAAGGUUUGUGAGUGGCAGCCGAGACGGCACAGCAAGGAUCUGGCAUUACCAGCAGCAGGAGUGGAAAAACAUCACGUUAGACAUGACGGCAAGGCUUCCCGGGACCGCCGUUGCUAACGGGGAGGAUAAAACCAAGCUGGUGGUGACCAUGGUUGCCUGGGAUCGCAGGGACAGCUCUGUCAUCACAGCUGUUUCAAACUACCUGCUCAAAGUGUGGAGCGCCACCUCUGGCCAGCUGCUGCAUGUUCUGUCGGGACACGAUGAUGAAGUAUACGUGCUGGAGGCCCACCCCUUCGACCCCCGCAUCAUGCUCUCUGCAGGCCAUGAUGGCAACAUUUACAUCUGGGACCUGAGCAAAGGAGUCAAGAUCCGAAACUUCUUCAACAUGAUCGAGGGCCAGGGCCAUGGAGCCAUUUUUGACUGCAAAUUCUCAGCCGAUGGACAACAUUUUUCCUGCACAGACUCACACGGACAUUUACUGAUAUUUGGCUUUGGCUGCAGCAAACCGUAUGAAAAGAUUCCUGACCAGAUGUUCUUCCACACGGACUACCGGCCUCUCAUUCGAGACUCCAACAACUACGUUCUGGAUGAGCAGACGCAGCAGGCCCCCCACCUCAUGCCGCCUCCCUUCCUCGUAGACGUGGACGGAAACCCUCAUCCUCCCCGCUACCAGCGACUGGUCCCAGGAAGGGAAAACCACAAAGAGGAACAGCUGAUUCCUCAGCUGGGAUACAUGGCUAACGGGGACGGAGAGCUGGUGGAGCAGGUGCUUGGACAGCAAACGGCAGAAAACGGCGAAAGCCUUCUGGACAAUCUCAUCAGGCAGUUAGAGAACGAACAGGACGGACAGCAGAAUGUGGAGCAGCAGGCAGAUGGACCCAUGGCUGCUGAAGCAGAGGUGGUGGCCUCCUCUCCUGGGGUCGAACCUCGCAGGAGCGGCCAGGUGGAGGGUGUGUGGCAGAUGCAGCACAACUCGCUGCGCAGUCAGGUGGCCACCGAGAGGGACCUGCUGGCCUGGAGCCGCAGGGUGGUGGUGACAGAGGUUCCGCAUGGUACCUUCAGAGUACUUGAGGAAUGCAGACAAGCCAAAAGUGACUUGGAGUGUUCCCUGUACAACGCAGAGAGGAGGAAGAAACCAGUGGGCUGCAUCCUGAAGAGCAACACUCUAGGUUCCCGUCUGCGCUCCCUGCGGCCCACCAAGAAGAAGAAGCAGCAACACUCCUAUCAGACCCGAUCGGCUCAGGUCCGCCGACCUGGAACCCGUAGUCGGAACCCAGGCAACAGGCGUAACUCUGAGAGCCAGGUGGACUCAGACAGUGGAGAAGAACAGGAGAGGCCGGAACAUUCUGGUGACUCCUCUGAGGAUGAAGCUCAAUGGCAGAGCGAGAGCAGCUCCAGCGACUCGUCCAGCGAGUAUUCAGACUGGACGGCUGAUGCAGGAAUCAACCUCCAGCCACCGAAGAGGUUGACCAGGAGACCCGUACGGCCCGCCGGCUACAGCAGCUCCGAGGAGGAAGAGGGCGGUGACGAGGAUAAGGAGGCGAAGAAGAAAGAAAACAAGAAGAAGAAGAAACCCAAAAACACUAAACAGAAACCCACGUCCUCUCUGGCCGGACUCAAUGCGGAGGAAUGGCUGCCGCCGUCCUGGAUCAUGGAGACCGUUCCACGUCGCUCUCCUUUCGUCCCGCAGAUGGGAGAUGAACUCAUCUACUUCAAGCAGGGCCAUCAGGCGUACGUCCGCGCCGUUCGCAGGGCCAAGGCCUAUAGCAUCAACAUCCAGAAGCAGCCGUGGAACAGGCUCAACCUCAGGGACCAGGAAUCUGUGAAGGUGGUUGGAAUCAAGUACGAAGUGGGACCACCCACCCUCUGCUGCCUGAAGCUGGCCUUCCUGGACCCGGUCUCAGGGAAGAUGACCAACGACUCCUUCUCUUUAAAGUAUCACGACAUGCCCGAUGUCAUUGAUUUUCUGGUGCUGCAGCAGUUCUACAACGAGGCCAAAGAGCGUAACUGGCAGCCAGGGAUGAGGUUCCGCAGCAUCAUAGAUGAUGCCUGGUGGUUCGGGUCCGUGGAGGAUCAGCAGCCGCUGCAGCUAGAGUAUCCAGACAGCCUGUUUCAGUGCUAUGCAGUGAAGUGGGACAACGGUGAGCGGGAGAAGAUGAGUCCCUGGGACAUGGAGCCUAUUCCAGAAGAAGCUGCUUUGCCAGAAGAGGUUGGGGACGGCGUGGAGGUGAUGGAAGAGGAGUUCCAGGCCCUCCUCUACAGGCCUCAGGAGGGAGAAUGGGGGGCUCACACUCGGGACGAGGACUGUGAGCGGGUCAUCAGAGGCAUCGAUCAGCUUCUCAAACUUGAUGUGGCGAAGGCUUUCUCCUCACCUGUAAGCCUCCAGGAAUAUCCCCUUUACUGCACGGCAGUGGCCUACCCCACAGACCUCAGCACCAUCCGCAGACGGCUGGAGAACCGCUUCUACAGGCGGAUCUCUGCGCUGAUGUGGGAGGUGCGUUACAUUGAACACAACGCUCGCACUUUCAAUGAACCCCAAAGCCCAAUCGUAGCAGCUGCCAAGGUGGUGACGGAUGUCCUCCUCCACUACAUUGGAGACCAGAGCUGCACAGACAUCCUGGACCUGUACCACAAAAUGAGGUCCGAGGUUAGCAGCGGGGAGGAGGCUGAGAUUGACUUGGACGUGGACUCGGACACCCCGGGGACGUCUGCGGGACAUCGGCCGAACUCCAAGAAGCGGGGUGUGGAUUUCGAUGUGAACGCGUGGCGAGGUCAUUGCCGAGAACUUCUGCGCCGCAUGUUGGCUUCGCCUGACUCAGGGCCGUUCAGGCGGCCCGUGGAUCUCUUUGAAUACCCGGACUAUCGGGACAUCAUUGACACUCCCAUGGAUCUGGGAACAGUGUCAGAGACUCUCGUGGCUGGAAACUACGAGAACCCCAUGGAGUUUGCCAAAGAUGUCCGCCUGAUCUUCAGCAACUCCAAAGCUUACACACCUAACAAGAAAUCGCAGAUCUAUGCCAUGACGCUCAACCUGUCGGCUUUCUUUGAGAAGCACAUAAUCUCCAUCAUUUCUGACCACAAGUCAGCCCUUCAGAACGAGCGGAGAACUCGUCAGAGACUCAGUUAUAGGAACAGGCUUCACAACGGAGGAAACUCCCUACGCAGCAGUCCGUCCCCCAGCGUCAGAGGAAGGCAGAAAUCGGGGAAGUCGUCCAAUCCUAAAAAAACCUCAUCCUCCACUAAGAGAACAUCUCAGAGAACAUCUCGAACUCAGCACAGCAGCGUUGUAGCAGAGGAAGAGGAAUCCUCGUCUUCCUCUCCAAGCUCAGGGGAAAGCUUGGAAAGAAGCGACCAGGGGCCCCAACGUUUGACCCGCAGCCAAUCCCCUCCUACAAAGAAACCAGGCUAUGUGCGUAAGCUGCAUCUGACUAAUGGCUCCAGAACUCAGCCGCAACCGAGUCAGGAGGCACUGCAAUCCGACGACGAAGAGGAGGAGGAUGGCUCUGGCUCCAACAGCUCAACCUCAGAGUCUGAUUCCUCCUCCUCCUCCUCAUCGUCUUCCUCCUCUUCAUCCGACAGCGGGAGCAGCUCUGACUCGGAGGCGGAGAAGUAUGUGGAGGGGGGAGAUCACGACUACAGCAAAGCUCCCCGCCUGUCUGCCUGCCCCUCGGCGAAAGGGGCAGUGACGGGGAAAAGGAAAGUGAUGGGAGUGCAGAACGCAGCACAGAGAACCAAACGAGCACGACUGCAGCUUCCUGAGGAGGAGGAGCAGGAGGAGGAGGAGGAGGAGGAGGAAGAUGGUGAGGAGGAAGAUGGUGAGGAGGAAGAGGAGAAGCCGCAGCAAAUGGAGAAUGUAAGACACUUUGAGCAGGAGGAUGAUGAAGAGGAGCCCGAGGAGGAGGAAGAGUCUGAGGAAGAGGAGGAGGAGGAAGAUGAAGCGUUGCAUGUGCAGAGAGUAGCAGCUAACAGCUCGAGAGGCGGCAUUUGUAAACUGGGCCGUGUCAGCACACGGAACCAGGGCCGCAGGACGGUGGUGUACAGGGACGAGUCAGAUGAAGACGGCCGCGGGUCCAAAGACGACCCGCUGAACCUGGGCCGGUCCCGCUCAGGCCGGGUACGCCGGAUGACGGAGAAGGCCCGGGUCAGCCACCUGAUGGGCUGGAGUCACUGACGCUGCCCUCCUCUUCCUCCUUUCAGCACCACAAGACUUCAGGGAUUUUUGUUUUUGUACAGGUGUGUAAAUAAUAAAUCUAGAUAUCUAUGGUUCUGCUGGUGCUCCUCCACUGUCGCCACGGAUUUCUGCUCCCUGGACGACAGAGCCUCACCUUCAGCCUUACUGCUCUCCUCCUCAAACACUAGAUGUUCCUCACACUACUUCAGCCACUGUUCACCAAAGAACCAUGUGAAGAUGCCAAAAACAUGGUGCUCCUGUGUUGACCUCCGAUGUUUGAGGAAGAAUCAUUCAGCCGACCCGCCCUUCAUCUGCCGCCGCCGCCAGACGCAUUAGCAGCCCAGGGCUCCUGAAAAGUCUGGGGUCUGAUUCAGGCAUUUUCCAGACCCUAGACAAGGAAGGAAAUAAGAAAAGGUUUUUAUGCUUGAUUACUGAGGAGGCGUCCUCUUUUUGUUUCCUUCCUCCCUCCCUUCUUUCCACCCUCUCCUGUGUCCUACCCCGCUGUUUCCUUCCCUCCUCUCUCUGCUGUUCCCUCCUAUCCUUUGUUGUAUCCUUCCUUCCUUCCCUCCUUCCGUCCUUCCUCUCAAGAUGUCAUGAAUUCUAACCAUUUUAAUUGAUGUUUGAAGGCAGUAUUUAGCAGUGAUCCCAGCUUAUUAUGGGAUGUAUAUUUAAACAUGGACCGUCUGCAGGAACCCUUACAAUGUCGUCGUCUGGCCAACAGCAAUACCUGCAAAUAAUCAGAAGGAAUCUCCUCCUCAUCACUAAACUAUGAACUUUGAGUCUUUUAUUUUUCCUGAGAACAUGUUUCUGUUAUGUGUUUGAAUCAGAUGGGGUGAUGAGUUUUUUCUCUUCUGUUCUGGGUGAGAAGAACCCUCCAUUCUUCCAGGUGAGCUCUGAUGGACCAGAGCAGAGCAGACGGGUUCUUGGACAACUCUUCCUUAUUAAUAUUUAUUUAUUUUUACUCUUGUUUGUUAUGUUGAUAGUGAUAAGUAACAGAUAUUUGCACAUUUAUCUCCUCCAUGUGGCAGCUGAGUGAAAGAGAGAAAUUGACAGGAAACCUCGUAAUAUUUUAUGUUAAACCUUAAACUGUGCCAGCGAACUUCUAUUUUGGAUUAAAAUUGACAUUUAUUUUUGCAACCUGAGGAUGAGGCUAUAUUUGGAUUUUCGUUUAAACUUCUCAUCUUGCAGGAUUCCAUUCGGUGGUGGUUUAGGUUUCUUUUCAGUCUAAACUAACUUCUCUGUUAUUCCUUUUUCUUUUUGCUUCUGUGUUUACAUGAACGCAGUCAUGCUGAGAGCAUUUAGAGCAGAGCUCGGCUCAUCUUUCCAGCACCGGGUGCUAAAGUCUAAACACACUUCCUGGACCCUCAGCGUGUGGUUCUGAGCCAGAGGGUCUUUGUUCUCGUCAGGUUCCUGGAAAUAAAACACAAACUGACAUCAGCGCGUCAGCUGCCUCUGGCUGCAGCAUUAACUCAUGUUUUGAAUUGUGUGAAGAUGGACUCUGAUAUUUGAAUCUGAUUUUAUGACAUGGAGCUCAGCGUUUCCUGGACAUCAGGAUGACAUCAUUCUGCUGUAGGUGGAAAAAUAAAAACGCUCACAUGACUCUUUUAUAUGAAUGUUUUUAUUGUGUUGUUUUUUUUGUUCAGUUUUUUU
Molecule: messenger RNA, 7082 nt
Organism: Cyprinodon tularosa
Lineage: Eukaryota; Metazoa; Chordata; Actinopteri; Cyprinodontiformes; Cyprinodontidae
Gene: brwd3
Product: bromodomain and WD repeat domain containing 3
Exons: 40
Coding region: 129-5432 (1767 amino acids)
Biological process (GO): cytoskeleton organization; regulation of transcription by RNA polymerase II; regulation of cell shape
Cellular component (GO): nucleus
Molecular function (GO): protein binding
Source: RefSeq, a predicted model, not a curated record